AUGUUCCGGCGCCGCUCUUCUUCUGACCUCAAGUUGGUGCCUUUAGGAGACAGAGGAGACACUCGGGGAUCGUUCGAUCCUGUGCUUGUUAAUCUUUUAGCUGCUGAGCUGCAUGCGGAAGCAGCAGACGCAGCAGAAGCAGCAGAUAUUACUUGCAGCACUUUCUGUCCCUUGCAUGCAACAGCAGCAGCAGACGGGCUCCAGUUCAACUGCUUUGCGCAGACACAAAGCCAGCAGCGGCAGCAGCACCAACAACAGCAACGGCAACGGCAGCAGCAGCAGCAGCAGCAGGACACUGCUUGCGAUACGCUGCUGCUGCAGCAGCAGGAGCAUCAGAGCCUCAAGCGCAGUGCCACAGUUCUGCAGCAGUCGCAGCAUCAGCUGCAGCAGCAGCAGCAGCAGCAGGUGAGCUCAUGCCCGACAGAGGAGGAUCUGCUGCAGUCUCGUUUGUCUCUCUCUUGCUGCAGAACACCGGGGGCCGUUGGAGAGGAUGAACCACUGCACAGCAGCAGCAGCAGCAGCAGCAGCAGCGGCAGCAGCAGCAGCGGCAGCAGCAGUACAGAAGAUCUCCUAGGCAUUCACCGCUGCACUGGGGGCUCUUGUCCUGCAAAUGCAGCAGAAGAAGGAGACGCAGAUGCAGCAGCAGCAGCAGCAGCUGCUGCUGCUGCUGCGACAACCAUCGUGGAGGAUGCGCCAUUCAAUUUAGCAAACGGAGACAGUAUUAUCUCAGCAGCGCAGCAAACAGAAAGGAGAUCAGAGGAGGAGACAGAAGAAGAGACAGCAAAUGCUGCAGAGCUGCAGCAGCAGCUACCUCCACAUUCCCUUGGCUUGCUAAAUGCUUCAGCUGUCUCUGCGUCCCUUAGGCACGACCUCCCGCAGCAGCAGCAGCAGCAGCAGCAGCAGAAGCACCAGCAGCAGCAGAAGCACCAGCAGCAGCAGCAGGAACUAACACAUUGCUUACAGUCGCUGCCGCUCCAGCAGCGUACAGACACAGUUCCCCCCCUUCACCAGCAGCAGCAACAGCAGCAGCAGCAGCAGCAGCGGAUUAUCAGCCUCUUGUCAGAUGUAGUUACAGACCAGGAGCUGCAGCAGCAACAGCAGCAGCUGCUGCAGCAUCAGCAGCUGCUGCUGUCCUCUGCUGUAAUGAAGAUGGAACACAGCCAGUGGGGCAUGCAAAGCUGCGCGAAGCAGCAGCAGCAGCAGCAGCAAAAGCAGCAGCAGCAACAGCAGCAACAGCAAAGUUGGAUGUUCCGUGGGACAGUUUCUCCACAGGUAGCUCUGCAGCAGCAGCAACAUGAGCUGCAGCAGCUGCAGCAACGGCUGCAGCAGCAGAUCCAGCAGCAGGAACAGCAUCUUCAGCAGCACAUGCUACACCGCCAGCAUGGGCCUGGCAUGCAUUCUGUCAUACAGCAGCAGCAGCAGCAGCUCCAGUUCCAGUUGCAGCAGCAGCAGUUGCUGCUACAGCAGCAGCUGCAGCAGCAGCAGCAGCUGCUGCAGCAGGUUCUCUAUACUCAGUGCCCACCGAAGCAGCAGCAAAUUGUAAACACACCCGUGGAGGCCUCCGAGCUGCUUGAGGUACCUCAUGUUGAUUGGGCUGUGCUGCAGCGGAGGCGGCAGCAGCAGCGGCAGCAGCAGCAGCAGCAGCAGCAUCAGCACCAGCACCAGCACCAGCAGCACCAGCAGCACCAGCAGCAGCACCAGCAGCAGCAGCAGCACCAAAUGCGGCCUGCUGAUUGGUGUUCUUUAUUUCACUCGCAAGGCGCCACUUCGUCCUUAGGGAUGCAGCAGCUGCAGCAGCAGCAGCAGCAGUUGGUGAUGCCUGCUUCGCAGCAGCAGCGCGCUGGAGAAGUGCAGCAGGAGCGGUGCUCCCCAGCGCAGCAGCAGCAGCAGCAGCAGCAGGAGCUGCUGCUGACCCUUGAGCAGCAGCAAGGCCCCUCCUCGUCUCCUCCAGGCCCUCUUAAGUCUGUUGAGCGGAGCCAGCAGCCGCAGCAGCAGGAGCAGCAGCAGCAGGAUCAGCAGCCGCUACGGCAGCACCGCCGGCAGCAGCAGCAGCAACAACAGCACCACCAGCAACAACAGCAACAACAACAGCAGCAGCAACAACAGCAGCAGCAGCAGAGACGGAAAUCGCUGAGACGACGUGAGGAAGUUCCUGCUGCAGCGCAGGAGCCUCAGGGUCUCAGGAGGCCCCGCAGGCAGGCCUAUCGCUACAGAAGAAUCAGAGAGGAGGUGCUGGAGUCGAUGGAGGAAGACGAAUUAACUGGGCUCGCCUCAGAAGGUUCUGCUACUCAAACUGCUGCUGCUGCUGCUGCUGCUGCUGUCGUCUCCGCUGAUUCGGGCUGUCCUCCUUUAAAGCGCAGCGGAGCAUCAGCAGCAGCAACAGAGCCAGCUGCAGCAGAACCAGCAGAACCAGCAGAACCAUCAAGGCCAGGAGCAACAGCAGCAGCAGCAGCAGCAGCAGAAGCAGAACAGGAGAGGUCUCUGCUGCUGCUGCCCAGGCGCCCUGUGUCUUCUUUUGCAGAAACCAACGCAGCGGGUUCAGCACGCCAGGAGGGUCUUCAAGGAGAGCAGCAGCAAGAGCAGCAGCAAGAGCAGCAGCAAGAGCAGCAGCAGCAGCAGCAGCAAGAGCAGCAGCAAGAGCAAAAACAACGAGAACGCCAGACGCAGAUGCCUGUGCAGCCGAAGCAGGAGGAGGAAAACGAGGAAGAGGAUGAUGAGCAGCAGCAGCAGCAGCAACAGCAGCAGCAGCAGCAGCAGGAUGCAUGUGGAUCUUGGCCUGCAUUGAGUCCGCGGCGUAGCAGCGGCGGUUUGGCCUCUGUAGGCAUCAACAGCAGCAGCAGCAACAACAGCAGCAGCAGCAGCUCCAGCAGCAGCAGCAACAGCAGCAGUAUAAACGAGACAUCAUCAAUGCGGAGGGGGGGGAAGUCUAUCCGUGGGGCCCCACGUGCUACAGUGCAGCAGCUGUAUGGACAGACAUACGAUUUAGAAGCUCUCGCACUCGAGCUGGAUGCAACGCAUAUUGAUGAUAUAGACCCGGGAGGCUUUGAUAGAAACUACUCUCAAGGCAAACGGUUUGCUGUCGGAGACUUAGGCAGAAAACUUCUUCUUGUUGUUGUCAGAGAAAAACUUGAGGCUGGGGCGUGCGGCCAGUUGAAAUUUUUGACUUUGACAGAUCUUUUUCGUUUGGCCUACGAAUUGGGGCUGUGGGAGUUUGCACUUAAAGUUGCUAUGGCUUAUAGAGUAGGGUGUCUCCGAAUCCCUAAGGGGACUGCUUCUGCUGCUGCUGCUGCUGCUGCUGGUAGCAAUAGCAGCAGCAGCAGCAGUGGUGGUGGUGCUGGUGGUGGCAGCGGCGCGGCUACAGCCGGUGCCGUUGCUGCUUUACAGAACAGAGAUAACAGCAACAGCAACAGCAGCAGCAGCAGCAACACCAGCAGUCUCAUUCGCAACAUGCAAACGCGAGCGCCAAGGCAAAGGGGAGAUAGCAGCAGCAGCAGCAGCAACAACAACAGCAGCAGUAGCAGCAACCCUAGCAGCAGCAGCAGCGCUAGCAAUCAAGUACAUAAAACUCUCACAGCCACCGCCUCCGCCACUGCCAGCAUCAACGCAAACAACAACAACAGCUGCAGCAACAGCAGCAACAGCAGCACAAACAGCAGCAACAGCAGCAACACCACCCAGAAACUGCUACACCGAGAAAGAGACACAAAAGAGUUUCUGCAGCGCAGCAGCAAACGAAGAAUCGUCCACUCCCUUUCGCCUACAGACAGCAGCAGCAGCAACACUAACAACAGCAGCAGCAACAGCAGCAGCACCAACGCCAGCACCAUCGCCACCACCAACACAAGCAGUAGCGGCAGCAGCAGCAGCAGCAACAGCAACAGCAGCAGCAGCAGCAGCAGCAGCGCUGAGCCCCCGUGUGAGGAUUCAGUUUAUCUUCACGACAAGGCAGCAGCAAAAAAACAGUCGGGUCCCUGCUGCUCAGUUACUACACCUUCCAGCUAG
This is a messenger RNA of Eimeria acervulina, 4002 nucleotides long. RefSeq lists its product as hypothetical. The transcript is spliced from 4 exons. NCBI's taxonomy places the organism in Eukaryota, Apicomplexa, Conoidasida, Eucoccidiorida, Eimeriidae. The record is from RefSeq and is a predicted model, not a curated record. The coding region runs from base 1 to 4002 and encodes 1333 amino acids.